AUGGUCUUCUUUGACCUUGAAAAGGCAUAUGACAGUGUAUCGCGUACACUGAGUUGGGAUACUUUGGAGGGUAGAGGGGUUCCUGGGAAGUAUAUAGACAUAAUUAAAGAUAUGUAUGAUAUAACUGAAACUAGUGUUCGUGCGCCUGUAGGGGAUACCGAUUCCUUCCCUGUGGAGAUAGGACUCCACCAAGGGUCAGUGUUGAGCCCAUUUCUUUUUACGAUUGUCAUGGAUGAGUUGUCCAAGUCGAUUCAGGAGACAGUGCCGUGGUACAUGCUUUUUGCAGAUGAUAUUGUUUUAGUUGCAGAGACUAAACAUAGGUUGAAUGAGAAGUUAGAAGACUGGCGAGUAGCUUUAAAAGACAAUGGGUUAAAGAUCAGUCGGUCGAAGACUGAGUACCUUUACUGUGAUUUCAAUGAUGCGGGGGGUUUCGAAGACACUCAAAUCACCAUUGAAGGUCAGGUUGUUCCGGAAGCAACUAAGUUCAAGUAUUUUGGAUCGUUUGCACAAAGAGACAGGGAGUUAGAUGGCGAUGUAGCUCACCGUAUUCAUGUUGGCUGGUGUAGGUGGAGAGCAACCACUGGGAUAUUGUGUGACUCAAGGUUCCCAACUAAAUUAAAAGGGAAAUUCUAUCGGAUUGCAGUGAGACCUGCCAUGCUAUAUUGGACAGAUUGUUGGGCCAUUAAGAAAUCACAAGCAUGCAAGAUGGAAGUAGCAGAGAUGAGGAUGCUGAGGUGGAUGCGUGGUCACACAAGGUUAGAUCGAGUAAGAAAUGAGGUUUUUAGGGAAAGGUUAGGGGUAUCUAGAAUAUCAGAUAAGAUUAAGGAGGGAAGAUUGAGAUGGUUUGGGCAUGUGAAGAGGAUGCAAGCAAUGGCGCCAGUUAGAAUAGUGGAAACCCUCACAGUAGAUGGAAGGAGGGGCAGAGGUAGACCCAAAUUGACGUGGGAUGAGCAGAUUAGACAGGAUUUGAUAGAAAUGCACGUCUCAGAGGAUAUGGUCCAAGAUAGGAGUUCAUGA
Molecule: messenger RNA, 1017 nt
Organism: Helianthus annuus (common sunflower)
Lineage: Eukaryota; Viridiplantae; Streptophyta; Magnoliopsida; Asterales; Asteraceae
Exons: 1
Coding region: 1-1017 (338 amino acids)
Source: RefSeq, a predicted model, not a curated record